AAAUGUCUCUUUCUUUUAGGUCAGCUUACUGCAUGUUUGCUUCUCCAAAGAAAUCAUGAUAGGCCGUAUGCCAAGUUGAAGUUGUAGCUGUCCAUUUGUUAAACAUGGGAGCUGUUAAAUUGGAACUCCGGUGUCCUAAAAAUAUUAAUGGUGUAGCAGUAGAUCCACAACCAAAUUGGAGCUUGGAUUCACUCACAUCAGAAUUGAAUUCCCUGCAACUCAAUGCCUCUUCCUUGCGUCAUGUGCCUUUUACUAAAUCAAGAAUCCGAGAACUUCCCGGUUCCAAGGGAACGAGUACGAGUUCCAAAGCUUUUGUAAUGCAUGUCGAUGAGUUGGAGGACACUGAAAGUGAAGGCGAAGAGAUCCAUGAUCAAAGUUUGGCUGUUGGCAGGAGAUUCUCUUGUAAUGAACUUUAUUUAAGUGACUCCGAUGAUUUUGAAGAUGAGCCAGCUGUUGAAGAAACUCGAAUACUUUUGAUGGAUAAACUUGGUUUGCUUGAAGGUGCUUUGUUUGAAUUUGAUCGUGAACACACAGCUGGUGUUAAGGAGGAAAUUAGGAACACGCUUUCUGCAUUGCAGACUGAUUUGAUGAGUGACAGUGAAAGGUCUAUUGCUGCACUCAUUCAAAUUGAGAAGUUUAAAGAAGCAAGGCGAGAGAUGGACAGAAAGCUAGACACACAAUAUCAACGGAAAAUUGCAGAAGCACUUGAUAACCACUUAAUUGCAGUCCAGCGGGAUUAUGAACACAGAUCCCAAAUAGAAGAACGGAGAAUAAGAAAUGAUGCAGCGUUUGAAGAGUCCAAAAAGAGGGAAAAAGCUCUUCAAGAAGAAAGGGUGCGCCAAGAAAGAACGAAAGCUGAAGCCGAGCUCAGAUUUGGUGUGGUUGGACCUGUCAAAUUUGUGGCUGCAAGAAAGAGAUCUGAAGAAGCACAGAAAGCAGCAUUGGAAGCUGAGAGAAGAGCAACCAAAGAAGCUGCAGAAAGAAAAGCUACUGCAACUAGGAAACAGCUUGCAGCUCAAGUGGUACAAACAGAAGUUACUGAUCUCAGGAAGGAUGAAAGUGGAGAGGCGUUACAGUCGAAGCAAUUGGGACUGAGUGGCUGCAGUGAAGUGCAAUUAAUAGGUAAUGUAGUUAAAGGUGCAGAAAGUGCACUGAAAGCAGAGGCAGAAAGACUACGGAAGUACAAAGAAUUAGAUGAAAAGAAUGAGGCAUUGAAAUUGGCUUCCAAUAAGGAUUUUCGUAGCUAUGAGAUGCAGAUUGCUAGGAAUAUAAAACAAAUAACAGGGUUUAAAGAGAAUGUUAGAAUGAAGGCGGAUGAACUGAUAAAAAUUUUCAAUGAUCCUAGUUGCCCCCAGUCUAUUAGCUUUGGGGUGUUUGCAAAGAAGGUUGUCUCCCAAUGUGAAAAACCGGUUGCAAUUGCUGCUACUUUUGGUUGUGCCCAUGUCAUUGUUCUCGUGACUAAACAUGUCCCAUUUGUAAUGGAUCUUGUUCUUGCCGAGUUCCAUAGAGCUUGCAUCUACACUGUUCCAAAGCAUAUACAUUACUCUGAGUCAGCAUUCAGAAGUAAAGAAGCUUAUUAUAAGAUGAUUGGUUAUCGAGAAGAAGGUGGGAAGAUUGAAAGUACUGAGCAAUUUUUGGAACGCAUUGCAUCUUAUAUGAAACUUUAUGGUGCAGUGGUUCAGACUGAAGUUGGUGGUGUCCAAAACAUGCUCAAGGAGGGAUGGGCAUGGCUUGCAAGGUUCUUGAAUGUGCUUCCUGCCAACAUAUACACUGCAGUUGCUCUCUAUGCAUUUCUACAAAUGGCAGGCUUUGCUCUCUUCCGGAAAUACAAAUCGCAAUUUAGAAAGAUCCUAAACAUCAUACAUGGCCAAUUUUUAGAUGCACUCGAAUCAAGCAGAGAUCCAAUGCUAAACUCUGUCAUUCAGAGAAUUAAACAGUAUAUAGAAACAAAGCAAGUCCUCCAUGAACCAGAAGGAUGGCGUCUGCAGACUUCUUUAUUAUCUGAGACAUUUGUUCCUGAGUCAGAUACGGGUUACCAUCAUGAACAACAUUAUCGUCAUACAAAUCAAUACAUGUACAAGUAUUGAUAAAAAUAA
Molecule: messenger RNA, 2096 nt
Organism: Telopea speciosissima
Lineage: Eukaryota; Viridiplantae; Streptophyta; Magnoliopsida; Proteales; Proteaceae
Product: protein GLE1
Exons: 16
Coding region: 105-2087 (660 amino acids)
Biological process (GO): regulation of translational termination; regulation of translational initiation; poly(A)+ mRNA export from nucleus
Cellular component (GO): cytoplasm; nuclear pore; nuclear pore cytoplasmic filaments
Molecular function (GO): inositol hexakisphosphate binding; translation initiation factor binding; phospholipid binding
Source: RefSeq, a predicted model, not a curated record